GCUACACCUUCUAGCCACUGGAUGUCCCUCUACCAUAUUUGUCAGCGCCACCACAGAAGAAGAAACCACAUCUCACCAUGGCGGCUGUCAUCCGAGGAGGCUUGGUAACAUUGGCCAAGGGCCUGAGUGGCCCCCGGUGGCAGCAGCUGGCCUCGCGACCAUUCAGUGCUACUGCAAGUUUGUGUGGCAUUGAUACCUCCCCCGCCCGUGCUGAUGCAACCUUUAAGGUCACUAUGGUACCAGGUGAUGGAGUUGGACCUGAACUGAUGUCUGCUGUUAAGGAUGUGUUCAAGGCUGCAGAUGUUCCAGUAGAAUUUGAGGAGUUUCACCUGAGUGAAGUUCAGAACAUGGCAAGCGAGGAGAAAUUGGAGCAAGUCUUGACUUCGUUGAAGAACAACAAAGUGGCCAUUAAAGGAAAGAUUCACACUCCCAUGGAGUUCAAAGGAGAAUUGGCUUCAUAUGAGAUGAGACUGAGACGUAAACUGGACCUCUUUGCCAAUGUGGUUCAUGUGAACAGCCUCCCAGGUUACAAUACUCGCCACAACAACCUGGAUCUGGUGAUCAUUCGUGAGCAGACUGAGGGAGAGUAUAGCUCCCUGGAGCAUGAGAGUGUGAGUGGUGUGAUUGAAUGUUUGAAGAUCAUCACACGAGAGAACUCGAGACGCAUCGCCAAGUUUGCAUUCGACUAUGCCACAAAAAAAGGCCGGAGCAAGGUCACUGCAGUUCACAAGGCCAACAUCAUGAAACUGGCUGAUGGCUUGUUCCUGCAGAGCUGUGCUGAGGUGGCGCAGCUGUAUCCAAAGAUCAAAUAUGAGAACAUCAUCAUCGAUAACUGCUGCAUGCAGCUGGUCCAGAACCCGUACCAAUUUGAUGUCCUGGUGAUGCCAAAUCUCUACGGAAACAUUAUUGACAACUUAGCCGCAGGGCUGGUGGGAGGAGCCGGCGUCGUCCCCGGUGAAAGUUACAGUGCAGAAUACGCCGUAUUCGAGACUGGUGCCCGUCAUCCGUUUGCUCAGGCAGUUGGUCGGAACAUUGCCAACCCCACUGCUAUGUUGCUGAGUGCUGCUAACAUGCUCAGACACCUAAACUUGGAAUAUCACUCCCAGAUGGUGUCAGACGCUGUCAAGAGGGUCAUCAAACAGGGCAAGGUGCGGACACGAGAUCUCGGCGGUUACUGUACCACUGGCGAUUUUAUGCGUGCUGUUGUGGAAAAUCUGCGCCACCGCCCCGUCUAAUAAUUCCAUCCCCUUGACUAUUUGACCUUGAACAUGUAUUCUCUCCUCACUGUGCCUUUUGCUGUCAAAUCUCAUUAAACUUGAAUGAUUCAUUCAUGUUUUGUUUGCUGACAAAGUCUCUCAUGCCUUCUGGAGAACACCACUGUUACUUUUGUGUUUACAUCUCGUCUCACCAUGUAUCAAGUGAUUCUUGUAUACAUGAGUCAGCGGAUGCUCCUCUGUUGACACAAAUAAAAGUGCUUACACUCACAACCUAAAACUGUGUCUAGCUAAAUAUGAAAGUGUGUGUCAAUGCUAUCCUUGUCCUUUGGUGCUGUUCCUAGGUCAGUCAAUAUAGACAAUGUUUGAAGCAUGUCCCCUUUUACCUUACCCUUGUUACAAUUAUGAAAGAAAACAAACACCUUUUAGUGAUCAGUGGUGAAGUCCAUAUUUCCAUCUUUCAUUUUACUUUUACUGCUUUAGUGCUACUCCAGACAAGCAUAAGAAGUUUAUUUGAUAUGAGAUGGAUUGUAUUUUUUUAUCAAUUGUUUUCUGCUUAUCUAAGGUCUGAUUGUGGGGGCAACAGGGGAAGUAAAGACUUCCCUCUCCCCAAAACCCCCCUUCAGCUCUUCACUGAAUUUCCUUGUCAAGCGAGAGGCCUCAUAUCUCCAGUGUGUCCAGGGUCUGCCAUGAGGUGACUCUUGUCAGGAAACAUCCCGACAUGAGUCACAGUCUCUGUGGAGGAGCAGAGGCUCUGCUCUGACUCUCUCUGAGAUGACCCUCUAAGAGAGUGCCCAACAGAGAAAACUCUUGUUUGGUCUAACAAGCUGGUGACCACAGGUGAAAUGUGAAAUCCACUGGUCAGUGGAGAGCUUUGUCUUCUGGCUCAGCUCUGUCUUCACCUUGAUGGAGUCCUUCAGACUGAAGAUGCUAAACUGAUCUGUCUAUCUCCAUCCUCACUCCAGCUGGGGAAGAUCUCGUCUCCAGGCUGGGCUUGACAGUCCUCCCUUUCCAUUAUUUUGUUCUCAUUGUGGAGAGUGGCUUGCAUUUCAUCGAUGUGCUAGUGAAACCUUGUCUAGAUGGUGCUCUGUUGAAAAAGUCUUCUUGAACUGAUCAGGGUGCUGUUGUUGAUGAGAUUUGUGCAGAUAAAAACUUUAAUUCAGCUGACGCAGGUCUGGUGAUGCAAUUAAUAUGCUGGUGUAUUGUGUGUGCUUGACCCUCACCAUGAUUGAAAUAUUUUCCUGUCUGCAUAUUUAAAGGGCAGAUGACUUCCUGCUGCCAGCGACACUGCCUGAUGACAAGUGUUGCAGCAGCUGCU
Molecule: messenger RNA, 2532 nt
Organism: Synchiropus splendidus (mandarinfish)
Lineage: Eukaryota; Metazoa; Chordata; Actinopteri; Syngnathiformes; Callionymidae
Gene: idh3b
Product: isocitrate dehydrogenase (NAD(+)) 3 non-catalytic subunit beta
Exons: 11
Coding region: 78-1235 (385 amino acids)
Biological process (GO): isocitrate metabolic process; tricarboxylic acid cycle
Cellular component (GO): mitochondrion
Molecular function (GO): magnesium ion binding; NAD binding; oxidoreductase activity, acting on the CH-OH group of donors, NAD or NADP as acceptor
Source: RefSeq, a predicted model, not a curated record